This is a messenger RNA of Lasiodiplodia theobromae, 1134 nucleotides long. RefSeq names its product Arginine metabolism regulation protein iii. Gene Ontology annotation, biological process: phosphatidylinositol phosphate biosynthetic process; inositol phosphate biosynthetic process. Bases 1 to 1134 code for a protein of 377 amino acids. The record is from RefSeq and is a predicted model, not a curated record. Gene Ontology annotation, molecular function: inositol-1,4,5,6-tetrakisphosphate 3-kinase activity; inositol hexakisphosphate kinase activity. NCBI's taxonomy places the organism in Eukaryota, Fungi, Ascomycota, Dothideomycetes, Botryosphaeriales, Botryosphaeriaceae. The transcript has a single exon. Gene Ontology annotation, cellular component: cytoplasm; nucleus.
AUGCUCACGCUAUUCUGCGUCAUUAACAGCGACGGCGUCCUCUCCGACCCCACCGGCGCCCUUGUCAUCAAGCCCUGUACCGCCGCCGAGAUCGCCUUCUAUGAGUCCGCCAACGCCUCGCACCAGGCUCUGGCCACGUACAUGCCCACCUUCAUGGGCACGCUCGAGCUGAACAAGUCGCCCGAAGUCGCCGCGCUUGCCGCUGGCGGCGUUGGCUCGGAUUCCCCGGACCCCUCGGGCGCUUCGACGCCGGCGGUCCCGCCGAUCCCGGAGGCCGCUGCUCCUGCUGCCGCAUCCGGCGCUGGCACCGCCGCUUCGCUUGCGCUCGACGACGUUGGGCCGAUGAAGGGCAAGAAGCUCUCGACGGACACGUCGAUCGUGCUGGAAAACGUCGCGGCCGGCUUCCGCAAGCCGAACAUCCUGGACCUGAAGCUGGGCGCGCGCCUGUACGACGAUGGCACGGCUGAGGCGAAGCGCGCACGCCUGGACAAGGUUGCGAGCGAGACGACAAGCUCGAGUCUGGGCUUCCGGAUUGCGGGAAUGAGGGUUUGGCAGGGUGAGGGCGGCGGCGAACCGCAGGAGAAGAGGGAGACGGAUGAGUACGCGUUGUUCGAUGAAGCGAGCAGGUACAAGACGUUCAACAAGCUGUACGGUCGCGUUUUCAACGCCGAGAACGUCGUUGACGGCUUCAAGGAGUACUUCCUCGUGCCAGGCGCAGGUCACUCCAAGGAAACGGCGAGGCCGAUCAUCGCGAGGCUGCUGAAGGAUGUUAAGGGCGUGCAAGCGGCGCUGGAGGCCGAAGAGAGCAGAAUGUACUCCGCCUCCCUCUUGUUCGUCUACGAAGGUGAUGCGGUGGCGGCGAAGGAGGCGGAAAAGGCUGCCGAGAAGGCUGAGCUUGACGCUCUCCAGACCGCGACUGCCGCCGGGGAGAAGGCUUUGAACGAGGAAGAUGACGACGAAGUUGAGCUUGAUGACGAUGAGGCAGACGUACCCAAGUUUGCUGUCGUCAAGCUGAUUGACUUUGCCCACGCCACUUUCAGGCCUGGCCAAGGUCCGGAUGAGAACGCCCUGAGGGGUAUUCGCUCCGUCGCCAAGAUCCUUGAGGAUCUGGAGGCCGAGCUGGCAAAGGCAUAA